Molecule: messenger RNA, 7058 nt
Organism: Toxotes jaculatrix (banded archerfish)
Lineage: Eukaryota; Metazoa; Chordata; Actinopteri; Toxotidae
Product: sorbin and SH3 domain-containing protein 1-like
Exons: 28
Coding region: 658-4830 (1390 amino acids)
Cellular component (GO): plasma membrane
Molecular function (GO): protein binding
Source: RefSeq, a predicted model, not a curated record
GCGACUGGCGCUCGCAGUCAAAAACAGAAAAGAAAAAAUUAAAGAAGACAUGCGGUAACUAAUUGUGCCGCCGCGUCGCUUCUUCCUUUCGCUGGAGGUUUGUGUCUUGAGUUAAAAGGGGGGACGACUUGACUGCUUCACCGCAUUGCCACUUCGAGCGCAAGCAGUGACCCCCGAGAGAGGAGAGGGAGUUGCCUUUAGUUAGCUGACCGACACCGGCAACAUCCAUGCGCGUUGGAAAACAGGUGUACGGUUUCAUCACACGGACGCCGCACUAGCUUCCGAGCCGCCGUGGCUCUCUACGUUAAUGUGUGUACUUUCACGCUUGUUCGAGUGAGGACCUCGGUCAUUUUCACAUGGAAGAGCCUGAUUACCUGGUGAUAUGUUGCGGAAUUAGUCGAGAGAAGCGACAGUCGUUUUAAGCCACUGAACAGGAAAAGAUCUGGGAAUAAGGCUUGACCAGGAGGAGAGACUCAUACCGAGCAGAGGGAAGAAGAGGAAGAAAACAAUCAGAACAGAAGAAGAGAAAGAGGAAGGAAAGGCGUUUGCGCACAGAGCUCACCUAUACCUGACUCUUCUUAGCAAGUCUCCAGUCUUUUGAUUUUAUGACGGAAAGUGUGUCCCCCUGCAGUAGAUCAGUAAGAAGUGCUCUUCAAUAUGAAUACAGAUAGCGGAGGAUACGCUCCCAAAAGCGUGGCCUUGUCACUCAUACUCUCUCCCAUGAAGAGGGUCCAGAGCUCACCAAAUCUAGCCACAGGGAGUGAUUCUCACUCAUCAGACUUGGAUUCUUGGCGGUCACGCAGUGCAACAGAUGGCCUUAAGAAUGGAGACGCCAGCAGCUCAUCUCUUGCUGCCAAAGGCUUCCGGAGCGUCAGGCCCAAUCUUCAAGACAAAAAGUCACCAACACAGGGGCCUCUGUCCCCCAAUCCCACAGCACAGCACACCCCCUACCACUGCCACAGCUCAGAAUCACUCGACUACCUGUCAGGCCUAAUGCCCAAGACCCUAUCACCCACGCCGUAUGUUCCUAGUGGAGCUGGCAGCACAUCUGGUGUGGUCAGCGGGCCGAGCCUCACCACAGUCAGCGGUGUGAGCAUCGGUGGCUGUGUGUCACCCUCGGCUUCCCCCGUGACAGUGUCAGCUCUCAGCCACUACUCCUCAUCCACGGCGGGGCUGCUGGACGAGCUGCAGAUCUGUAGUCUGGACUCACCUGGCGCCUCCCCCACGCCGUCGCCCACCCUCAGCCAUGUCUCCACCUACACAUCCACUGCGGGCCCCGAUGAUGUGCUAACAGCUUCUUUGGCCUCCACUGCCGCAGCAGCCACUUUCACUAACGGCCAGGUCCUCUCUCACGCUAUGAAUGGAAGUACUAGCCAUCCACAGAGACCCCUCUCUCCCCCAUCCUAUCCUCCUCCCCCUGCCUCACUCCACACUGGGCUCCAGAGACAGAGCAGGAGUUCGGAGGGCAGUGAGUCUGUCACGAGAGAGUCUGUGGUGUCGGGCCACACCAGUAUCAGCAGCACUGUGCCCAUUGCUCGCUUCUCGGAAGAAGAAAAAAAGGUUUCCAUCAUUAAAGCCCCUCAUUAUGAAGGCAUCGGCCCUGUGGACGACUCUGGCAUCCCUAUCGCCAUCCGCACGACGGUGGAUAGGCCUAAGGAUUGGUAUAAAACUAUGUUCAAACAGAUCCACAAGGUUCACAAAGCAGAUGACGACUAUUCUGACACAUACAAUGCAACAUAUGCUGUCAUAAACAAUGAUGACUACAGCCUGUCAUCCAAUGCCACCAUGGCCCACCCAGCUCCCCGGACUCAUACAUACAGGCCACUGUCCAAGAGCCCCUCAGACAAUGGAGGGCAUCUGGGGCCUCGGGAGCCUUCCCCAACCCCUGUACCCCCACCACCUCCACCCAUGCCAUCUCUCCUGCAGCUGAGGGCCCGAGAUAGCGACCGUGAGAAAGACUCCCCAGACAUGAAUGAAUGGGGUCCUCCCGACAGGAAAGUGGACACACGAAAGUACCGCGCAGAGCCUAAGAGUAUUUUUGAGUACGAGCCUGGGAAGUCCUCUAUUUUGGAGCAUGAAAGACCAACCUAUGAUGACAUAGAUUUAGAGAACGAGCCUUGGUAUAAGUUCUUUUCCGAGCUGGAGUUUGGGCGGCCGCCUCCUAAAAAACGGCUGGAUUAUAAUCCAGACAUCUCCGCUCGCCAGCACAUUGAGACAUCCCUGCACAUCGCUCCUGCUGACAAGGCUCCGGAGAGACCUGCGAGUGCUGCCAGCGACUACAGGAAGAGAAGGAAGUCAGAGCCCUCAAGUUCCCAAGUGAAUGCUCAGUCUCAGAGCAGAGCUGCAACUUCCCCUAAACCAGUGGAUGCCUACAGACCCAGCAGCAGCCUAAAGAAACCUGUGAUCCGUUCCUCACCAUCCUCACCCUCCAGAGCCAAAGACCAGGAUGUCUCCAGGAGUUAUUCCACCAUGGAUGGACGCCACACACCCCAGAGCAGAAGACCUACUCCUGACAGAGAGAAACAGCCCGCAAGAGCCAUUUAUGAUUUUAAGGCACAAACAGCUAAGGAGCUGACAUUUAAAAAGGGUGAUGCAGUGAAUAUCAUCAGGCAGAUAGACAAUAACUGGUAUGAAGGGGAGCACCGUGGACGGGUGGGGAUAUUUCCCAUAUCCUACGUGGAGAAGAUGCCGUCCACAGAGAAGCAGCAGCCGAUCCGUCCUCCUCCGCCAGCACAUGUCAGAGAGAUCGGAGAGGCAGUGGCACGCUACAACUUCAAUGCUGACACUAAUGUGGAGCUCUCUCUCAGAAAGGGUGAGAGAGUAAUUGUGAUAAGGCAGGUGGAUCAGAACUGGUAUGAGGGGAAGAUCCCAGACACAACCAAACAGGGCAUCUUUCCUGUGUCCUAUGUUGACAUCGUCAAGCGCUCCCCGUCCAAGAGCUCCGUCCACCACAUAGAUCCACAUGGUCACCCUGGCACGAGGACACCAAGCAGUACACCCAUCAAGCCUCUCUACCAUCUCCCUCCAUCCUCCACCACCCGUGACCUUCCCUCCCCUCACCCUUCGUUGAAAAGGCUUGACCUACAAGCUGUCACCAAUGAGUGGCUGUCCCUCACAAUGGACACAUCACCAUCCACUCCAUCUCACUCCUUCGCGACCACCCCAGUACCCCCCACACCUCCCCCUCUUCCAGUUGAACUCGCACCUUUCAGAAAGGCUCAGGAGCCUAAGACACCCUCACCUUCACCCUCGCCUGCGCCGACACAAAGAGGCUUCACUGUUCCACCCCAGACAUUUUCCAGAACUCCAACUUUUAAAGAAGGGAGGCUCAGUUUAGGUCACACCCCAGCUGUUCUGCCUUUCUCCCAACCCCCUCCUCUUCCUUCUCCUCCUCUUCCUUCUUCUCCUCCUCCUCUUCCUGCCCUUCAUUCCUCACUCACCUCUCCGCUGCCUGAAUCUUCCCUCGGAUACAACAGCAGCAGGGGGUUCACUGAAACAGCCCAAACGUUGCACAUUGCAAAGCCAGAGGUUUUGUCCCGCACGACGCCAGAGCCAAUAAAGUCCCACACACAAGUUCCACAGCAGCACAAGGUCACUGCACCCGUAAACAAAAGCAGCAAAACCCCUGACAUUAAGCUGCAGGUAAAAGACCCUUAUGACGAGCUGUUAUCUAUGAUCCUGGAUGGCUCUACCAGUACAGACGAUGUUGUCUUUUCAAGAUUGUCCCUGUUAGAUUCCCCACCAGCUACGCUAACCAGUGAAUCCCAGAGCAGGUUUAAGUUAAAAGCAGAAAGCUCCCAUCAGCCAGCAGCGAAACCCAGAGCAGUCACUCCAGCCAGCGAACCAGCAGGCAGUGUCCGGUUAGAGGUGCAGUUUCACAAGCCUGUGACGAUGGAGCCGCUGUUCGUCACCUGGGGAGGGCAGCCAAAGACUCUGAAUGAUGAUGAACCAGUCGAGUCUCAAAGGCCACCAUCGGUCAAAGGGAGGGGAUAUACUGAGUUGUUCAUUGAGGAAGAGGAUGAAGCUUUAGAAGAGAGAGCAGAGGACUUUAGAGUUUUGAAUGAAAGACUCAGUCCACAGGCUGAUGUCUCUCCUUCCACCCUGACACGGCUUUCUCACCCCGGCCUCUCCUCACUCUCCACACCACCACCUCUGACCUCCGUACCUCCCCCUUCUUUUGACACCUAUUUUUCUGCUCCUCCUUCGUCCUCUUCUUCACGCUCACAACAGCAUGAUCAUAACACUGUCCCUCCGUCUCCCCCUUGCUCCCCUCGGCCCCCAUCCCUUCCUCAGCUCACAACAUCGCCCCUACCUCCAGUCUCCCCGUCUCCUCCUGUCUCACCGCCUCCCAUCCAACCUUCUCACCCCUCUCCAUACGUUCUCUCACAGCAUUCAGUCUCUCAACCCUCAAGGUCAGAGUCGUCUGUUCCCCUUCCCACCCUGUCUGCCCCUAAACCCGCCUCUCCUCCCCCCUCUACGCCACGCUCUCCCCCGACUCCCCCCACUGCACAUUAUCCGGGACAUAGGUCUCCCAAGGUGAAGGAUGCAGUUGUUGGUGGUAAACCUCCUCGUAGCCCCAUCUUGUCCCGGAGGUCCUAUCUGUCACCCAUUAGAGGUCGAAGGCGAUUAGUACAAGAUGCACUCCAUGGUGGGGGAGACCCAUACCAGGCCCUGUACAACUACAUGCCUCGCAACGAGGACGAGCUGGAGCUGAGGGAGGGGGACAUUGUUGAUGUGAUGGAGAAGUGUGACGAUGGCUGGUUUGUUGGGACCUCUCGAAGGAGCAAGUUGUUUGGAACCUUCCCAGGAAACUAUGUGAAGCAGCUAUAAUGAUGAUUCCAGACUCCCCCCGGGCCCCACCCCUUUCUGUGACACGUUCAUCGCCCUCAGCACAGCACCUGCGGGACACCACCUCCCGACAGCGGUCACCAUAGACCUGUCGCGCGUUUAUGUGUUUGCGUGUAUGUGUGGCUCGUAAGCUUCACACAGACUGAACAUUUAGCUCUAACUAGCCAUCUUUAAUGGAAGACUUCUAUAAAGUAAUGUUGUUUUUUUAAAACUUAUCUUUUUAUCCUUAUUUUUCUAUCAUAGAGAACCCGUCAGUGACCUUUGCAAACACUCACUGAUAGUGAACAGUGCAAGGAAGUGAUGCUUUCCUUUCUGUUUCAUCUGUUUAAGGGCAGUAAGAUCACCACGAUCACAUUUUGUUUUCUUUUUUCAGCAGUAUCUCUAACAAAAAAAUACACCUAUGUUUCAUUUCAGUGUUCAAUUACAAAUAUAUUCAUUGCAGAGAGUGUUGAACAAACAGUAUUCUGUCAGCAGGUCUGUUGUAUGAACUGUGUUGUAGGGUUUCAGCCAACAUGUUGCAUCACUGUGUCAGGUAAAAGGAGUUACAUGGAGCAGACUGUGCAUGUAUCACUGUUGUGCGUUGCCCAAUUUAUUGAUCGGUUGCUGAGAAUUUGGAGAUAUUAUGAAUCAUAAUCAAGCAAUUAUUUCACAUACUGAAAAUGAGGAAGUGGAAAAAUAUCACUGACACUGUUCUACUUGCUGUCUACGCCUAAUACAUUAGAUUUAAAGUAUAAGAUUAGAAACAGUAAUAUUUUAAACUUGUUCUCCAUGUUCACACUAGGAUUGAUGCACUUUAGCAAAACUUUAACACAAUUUUGUGUUUGUUUUCUUUCAAAUUUCACUUCAGGUUUUAUACACUAGAGGUUACUAUGAUUUUGGGGGCUUUUGGGGGAUAUUGGUCAUGUGUGGAAAGUGUAUACAAAAAAGGUUACCGACCUUUUAGGUAUUAUAUUUAUUAGAGGACGAAAGCCGGCCAAGCUAUGUUAUGAGAUGAUUUUAUAAAGGAUGGAACAACAUGUUGCUUUUUUUUCCACAUAUUCUAACAGCAGCAAACCCACAUUUGAAGGAUUGUUAUUAGAUUGUCAAGUACCAUUGUCCAGGAAGGUGCCGAGACUGAGAAUUAACAUGGGAGUUGAUGGGCUAUAAUGAAUUACCAGGUGUCAUGUUGUUUUAUGUUGAAUUUAUUUAAGUCAGAUACAGGAUGACAUAGCAUUUAAUCAGAAACGUCAGUCAUGUAACUGCAGUUUUCCACUCGACUUUGGUGGCUUUUAACCCUGUUGUCAGAGUGAGUAGGUAGUGUGUUUAUAUACUGUUUGGAAUUAUUGGCAGUUCCCAUCUUAGCUUGUGAUGCUCAGUAAACAUGAUCUAUGUUUUUGUUUUUGUUUUUCUCUCUCAUUUUGUGUUUCACAAACGAUGGAGACUGACAACAAAACAAAUGUUAAAGCACCUUAAAAUAUAUUUUGUUCUAUCAUUCAUUGUCCUUCAUGUCACCCUCUGUCAUUCACUAUUUCCGAUGGUGUGAGAACACUGUGUGUGUGUGUGUGUCUGUGUGCGUCAGUGGUGUUUUUGUAUGCCUUUUGUAUGAGAGCUGUAAAAUGGCCAACAUCCACUUGCUUUAUAAAGUCAGCUUUUUCUCACCCACCAUCAUAUUUGGUUUCCUCUCCUUCUUUCUUCACGUUUUCGUCAUCAGUGGUGCUAAUUUCCACCUUUUUGACUGCGAUUAUUGUAGCCGGGCAUGUAGGCCUUUUUUUUUUUUUCCCUCCAGUUAUUUGUUGUUUUAAGAAUCAGUGACGUAUUUAAACUGAAGUUACUGUAGGUAGAUUAAGAAGAGUUGGUGAUUGCUGCCUUACACCCAACUCACUAAUUUAAUAGCCAUGUAUAUGUAAACCUCUUCUGUGAUGCAAAAAAUUCAUUUAUGCAUAUGUAGUCUAGAAAACAUCAGGAAAGUGUGCACAUAAAUUCUACAGUGGUGAAACCUUCAGUGAGCCUCUAGUCCGCCUUUGAUACAAUAGGAACAGAUUUGGACCGAAGACGUUAAUUUGACUCCUGAUAUGUUUAUACAUGUAAUGAAAAUGUAAAUCUUAUAUGUUAUUCAUGUUAAUAUCAAAUUCAAUGCACACUCUUGGACCUAAGUAUUUCUACAAUAUCUUAGCAUUUGUUGGAUGAUUUUAUGGGGCUGUAUUGCUAAUAAAAUCCAGCUGGUAGAUGAA